AUGGUGGAUAGCAAGAUCCCUGAGCCGGGCCCAGCCAAACUAAGGCGCAAUGCCGGCCCAGACGAAUGGCUCGAGGCAGCCAAGGACUGCAAGUACCUCUCCGAACAACACAUGAAGCAGCUGUGCGAGAUUGUCAAGGAGUACAUGAUGGAAGAAUCCAAUAUUCAGCCCGUCUCGACGCCCGUGACCGUCUGCGGCGAUAUCCACGGCCAGUUCUACGAUCUGCUGGAGCUUUUCCGGGUAUCGGGUGGCAUGCCCGACGGGUCGGGGGACGACGCUCCCACCACGCAGGCCUCGGUGAUCACGUCGGACGAUAUCGAGCCCCCGUCGACCAUCACGGAUCCUAAGCUACGGAAGAAAUUGAAAAACGCGUCGGCUCCGUCGGAAGAGGAUGAUGAGAAUAGUGUGAAUCGACAAAGUCAGUCCUCCAGCGCGGGGUCGAAUGAUCUACAGCUCAAGCGGAAUUUCGUGUUCCUGGGUGACUAUGUCGAUCGAGGAUACUUCAGUUUGGAGACCUUGACAUUGCUCCUGUGUCUCAAGGCCAAAUAUCCUGACCGGGUAACGUUGGUCCGUGGAAACCACGAGUCUCGUCAGAUCACGCAAGUGUACGGUUUCUAUGAGGAGUGUUUUCAAAAGUACGGGAAUGCCUCUGUAUGGAAGGCCUGCUGCCAGGUGUUCGACUUCAUGACAUUAGGUGCUAUCAUCGACGGACGGGUAUUGUGUGUGCAUGGUGGGCUGAGUCCCGAGAUCCGGACCCUCGACCAGGUUCGCGUGGUCGCGAGAGCGCAGGAGAUCCCGCACGAGGGUGCAUUCUGUGACCUUGUCUGGUCAGAUCCAGACGACGUGGAGACAUGGGCUGUUAGUCCCAGAGGAGCUGGUUGGCUGUUUGGAGACAAGGUUGCCGAUGAGUUCUGUCACGUCAAUGACUUGACGCUCAUAGCCCGCGCGCAUCAGCUGGUGAACGAGGGCUACAAGUACCACUUCGCGAACCAGAACGUGGUGACUGUCUGGAGUGCGCCCAACUACUGCUACCGGUGCGGCAAUCUGGCGUCUGUCUGCGAGAUCGGCGAGGAUCUGAAGCCCACAUUCAAGCUGUUCAGUGCUGUCAGCGAUGACCAACGACAUGUUCCCCCUUCGCGGCCGGGCCGCAGUGAGUACUUCUUGUAG
This is a messenger RNA of Aspergillus clavatus NRRL 1, 1167 nucleotides long. RefSeq names its product TOR signaling pathway phosphatase SitA (gene sitA). The record is from RefSeq and is a predicted model, not a curated record. Lineage: Eukaryota; Fungi; Ascomycota; Eurotiomycetes; Eurotiales; Aspergillaceae. Gene Ontology annotation, molecular function: protein serine/threonine phosphatase activity. Gene Ontology annotation, cellular component: cytoplasm. Gene Ontology annotation, biological process: peptidyl-serine dephosphorylation; G1/S transition of mitotic cell cycle. The transcript is spliced from 4 exons. Bases 1 to 1167 code for a protein of 388 amino acids.